Molecule: messenger RNA, 2307 nt
Organism: Anguilla anguilla (European eel)
Lineage: Eukaryota; Metazoa; Chordata; Actinopteri; Anguilliformes; Anguillidae
Gene: scrn3
Product: secernin 3
Exons: 8
Coding region: 529-1791 (420 amino acids)
Biological process (GO): proteolysis
Molecular function (GO): dipeptidase activity; cysteine-type exopeptidase activity
Source: RefSeq, a predicted model, not a curated record
UUAAAGAUAAUUCCUAAAAUACCGUUUAACCGAGGAUACUUUAACAUUGAUAUUGAUAUGUAUGGUAAAACUAAAAGUGCAGUGUGCCGGGUAUCUUGGUAGAGAAAUUUUGAAGCCACGGGUUGUCAUAUCGUGAGGAUAAAAGAAAACUUGCUUGUGGCCGGGGUUUCGUUUUCCAUGGAAUCAACUGUUAAUGAUUUGCUGUGGCACAUCUUUCUUCGAUUUACGUAGCGCCAACGCUACCUAGCUAGUCUAGCGAUAAAAAGUUUGUGCAAGAGAGCCACAAAGUGUAUUCUACACCACAUGAGCUAAAGUGUCAUUCUUUGUUCUUGGGAGAAAUUUAAAUUUAGGGAACGGUUUCGUAUUAUUUGACAGCUGCUGUCUAUUUAUGAAAUCCGGUCACAUGAAAUGAAAAUAACAGGUGACACCGCAAGUGCGUAAUCUGUGGGUGACACGAAGCUUCUCUGAAGCAAGAUAGGCAUUUCCCCGGUAAUCGGGCUGACAACGUUUUCUCUGCUUCCAACCAGAAUGAUGUUUCCUUCCUCCUGUGACACCUUUGUGGCCUUGCCUCCAUCGACAUUGGGGCAGCGUGUUGUCUUUGGAAAGAACUCUGACAGGCCCUGUGAUGAGGUCCAAGAGGUGGUCUACUUCCCAGCUGCAAACCAUGAAGCAGGACAGAAAGUGGAGUGUACCUACAUUGAGAUCGAGCAGGCUCCCCACACCUAUGCAGUGGUGUUAAGCCGUCCUGCCUGGUUGUGGGGUGCAGAAAUGGGGGCAAAUGAGCACCAGGUGUGCAUUGGGAAUGAGGCUGUGUGGGGCAGACAAGACGCAAGUGCUGAGGAGGCUCUCCUGGGCAUGGAUCUGGUCAGGCUGGGUUUGGAGAGGGCAGACAGUGCCCAGAAGGCCGUGGAUGUGAUUGCUGAACUGCUGGAAAAAUAUGGCCAAGGGGGGAACUGCAUGGAGGACGAAAGCAUCUUCACUUACCACAACAGCUUCCUGAUCUCAGACCGGACUGAGGCCUGGGUGCUGGAGACGUCUGGGAAAUACUGGGCAGCGGAGAAGGUGGAGGAGGGAUAUCGCAACAUCUCCAACCAGUACUCAAUAACCACCAAGAUAAACCGGGAGCACCAGAAGAUGAGAGAGUAUGCCAGGAGUCGAGGCUGGUGGGACGGGAAGGCCCAGUUCAAUUUUGCCGAAGUUUAUUCUUAUAUGAACACGGCCAGGAUUGAAGCCUCAGGCAGCCGAUACUGUGAAGGUCGCAAACUCCUGGAGAAAAGUAAAGGUCAAAUCACAGCGGAGACGAUGAUGGGGAUUCUGAGGGACAAAGAGAGUGGAAUUAACAUGGAGGGGAUGUUCAUGACAACGGGAAGUAUGGUGUCUGUUGUGCCCUGCGACCCCUCCCUGCCGGGAGUGCACUACUUCACCGGAACACCGGACCCUGAGAGGUCAGUUUUCAAGCCUUUCAUUUUCGUGGUGGACAUUAAGCAGCUGAAGAAGACCUGUUCUCCGUGCUUUGGGCCAGAUGACCCCGUGAAGGUGAAACCCCGUUUCCAGAACAAGCCGGACCGCAAGCACCACCUUUUCCUCAGACAUGAGGUGGUGGGUGCCAUCAUUGAGACUAAGAAGGAGCGGGGGAACAAAAUAGUACAGCACAUGAGAAAGCUAGAGAAGGAGAAAAUGGCCGAAAUGGAAAAGCUUCUGAGCGGUGGGGUUGAAGAUUCUACUUUGGUUGUACAUCUCUUUUCAAACACCAUUGAGGAGGAGCUAAAUGUGUACAGCAAUCAUGAGUAAACAACAAUGCCAGUCAAGAUGCAUUUUUCCUUCCCAAUUUCAUGCCUAUAUAAACAUUACAUAGAAGUAAUUGGUUUUGUUGAUGCAAAUAUGCACUACUAUGCGCUGUUUUACGUAUAAUUUCCCACAAUACAACAUUUUAAUUCAAAUUACUUAAUAUACUGUAUAUUGGUAAUGCCCCAUUUAUUUUAUUGAUUACCAAUUGCAGUUAAUUAAAAGUUUUAAAAUGUUUAAAUUUCUUGUAUGUAACAACAGUACAUAAUGAGUUAUGAACAUUGAUCAAUAUCAACAAAAUAUAUUCUCAUGAAAACAGACAAUAAUUGAACUGUAUAUUGCAUAAUUAUUACAUUUUUGUGUACCUGUGAAAUCACACUCACUUUAUUUUUAAGUGUUCAUUUAGUCUCAAGACAAAUGUAACCCCUUCCAGGUAUGGAAGCAGAUAAAUAAUGAAGUUUACUUUUGAUGUAAAGCGUGUCAUUUCUUUAAAAAAAUAAAAUAAAAAAAUUAAAAAGUUGA